Molecule: messenger RNA, 909 nt
Organism: Lotus japonicus
Lineage: Eukaryota; Viridiplantae; Streptophyta; Magnoliopsida; Fabales; Fabaceae
Product: cyclin-T1-3-like
Exons: 5
Coding region: 1-909 (302 amino acids)
Biological process (GO): positive regulation of DNA-templated transcription, elongation; regulation of transcription by RNA polymerase II
Cellular component (GO): cyclin/CDK positive transcription elongation factor complex; nucleus
Molecular function (GO): cyclin-dependent protein serine/threonine kinase activator activity
Source: RefSeq, a predicted model, not a curated record
AUGGAAGAUGAUACUAUUGGAACUGCUUGUAUGUUAAUUGCUAGUAAGGAUGAAGACAAACCUUAUAGCCUACGGAAUGUUAUUGUUUUUUCCUAUUGUCUCAAUCACCAGCACAAUCUUGAAGAAGCUAUGAAGCGCAUAAACGAGAGUCAGGAAAUAUAUAACUCACGGAAAGAGUUAAUCAUUCUUGCAGAGAAGCUUGUACUUGCUACUUUAAAUUUUACUUUUGAAAUUCUACAUCCCUAUGACUUCCUUACAGCCUACGUGACAACCUUAGCCAUUAAGCCUGUCGAAAAGAGCAAAGUUGUUCGAGUUGCCUGGGACUUGGCCAAUGAUGGGAAUUUGACAACGCUUAGCUUGCAAUUCUGGCCGCAACACAUUGCAGGAGUUUGCAUUUUCCUUGCUGUCAAGUUCCUAAAAUUGAAGCUUCUGGAUAGUAGUGAGAGCUAUUGGUGGAAUACGCUUGGAAUCACCCAACAACAAUUGGAAGUGAUUAGCAACCAGUUAUUUAGAAUCUAUGUGGUCCUUAGAAAAGGAAGAAACCUGGAAGGAAAUGCAGGUGAUGGAAGGGGAGCAAGAGCUGAUGCAGAGGCUCCUGCUACGAAUGAGGCGCAAGCACGUGAACCGAAUCCAUCAUCUAAAGGAAAAGAAGUAGUAGGAUGUGCAAGUGGUGCUGGAGACGGAGAUGGAACAAGUACUGCUGGAGAUGGAGAUUUAGCAAGUGCUGCUGCAGAGACUCUGGUCCUGCUACUACAUCAGGCGCGAGCAGUACAGCAGGCGCAAGCAGUACAGCGAGUGCAAGCAGACGAGCCUAAUCCAUCGUCGUCUAAAAGAGAAGAACAGGUGGAAGGAAGUUCAACACCAGCUGCUGCAAAUGCUCUGGUCCGUCCUCCUAGGUGUAACCCCUAA